UGGUUGGUGCAACAGUUUAAAUCUGGAGCGGCUUUGAUAAACUCGUGCAAGCUGCAAAGUAGUUUUGAACUUUUUUGACUGCUUUGGUGCUUUUUGGGCCAUUUCAGAUGUUUCGCUCCCUUGCGGAUCGACUGGAAAGCCAAGGAAUUCGGCUGACUGGAAUGGCUGAUUUGACAACAGAGUGUUCAUCUUUUGUCGAAAAUCCAGAAACAGAUGAAAUGAGACUAAGCGAUUCCCUAGGAAUAACGGCACCAAUUAAAAGAAUGUAUUUGGACGACGAAUUGUUCCCAGAUAUCUCUCUGGUUGAACUUUCACCAGAUGAACACAGUACGGAGGAGUUAUUUCAACUUAAUACCACGCCAAUAUCGCCUCUGGCUGCAACGACACCGUUCAGAAUUCCUGGUAGGCUAAUCGAAGUCGCUCACAACAACUCUAAAUUGAUUCCCUCUCUGCUGCCAAGCAUGGAUGUAAAAGCAAAUGGUAGCCAAAGUCUCAACUCAGAUGUUAAAGCUUCGUUUUGGUUGCGUGACGAGUGCUUACCGGACAUUACUAAUUACUCAUUUGAUUCCAUGAUGCAACAAAGUAUCAAUUUUAGUAUGAACAUAACUGCUUCUGACAUGGAGAGACUUAACUGUGCACAGAAGGCGACUAUUGAAUCCAAUUUAGAACAUCUAGCGACUUGCCCUUUAACUGCAUCUCCAGUAAGCUUCCCUCAAAACAAAGGACAGGGUAUGUCAACAUCCACUGAUAAAGAUCCCACCUUGGGGUGUGGACCUCCAGAACAGAAUGGCCUACCCACAACCAGUAUGACGAGUGAUGAGAGCACGAUAACCCGGUCGAGAGAUGACGGCCGUCACAACACUUUAGAUGCGGCUCCUCUUUCUCCGGCCAAUGGAACAAUGUCCGAAAGUAAUUCUAGUGGCAGGCACCACAACAUCUUGGAAGCUAAAUCUCGUCCUCUGGCCAAUGAAACAAUCAUUUUGUCAGACAGCAGUCCCAGUGACCUUCAGCGUGACACUUCCGAUGCUAACUGUCCCGCGCCGGCUGUUGACACGGAAUCAGAAAGCGGCUCUCGUGAGCGUCACAACGUCACCUUCAACGCGAGCCUUCUCGCUCAGUCCAACAUUGCAUUAGAAAAAGGUUCCAUCAACAAUCCCCACAACACCUUCGACGCUGAUCCUGAAUGCAACCGAACAAUUCUACUGGAAAACAUCUCGAGCGACCGUCAGUACAUCACCUUCGACGCUAGCCUUCUCUCUCAGGCCAACAUCACAUCAGAAGAGGGCUUCAUCAACAAUCCCCAUAACACCUUCGAUGUGGCCAACGGAACAAUGUCCAAAAGCAGUUCUAGUGGCAGUCACCAAAACAUUUUGGAAGCUAAAUCUCACCCUCCGGCCAAUGAAACUAUCAUUUUGUCAGACAGCAGUCCCAGUGACCUUCAGCGUGACACUGCCGAUGUUAAUCAUCCCGCACCGGCUGUUGACGCGGAAUCAGAAAGCGGCUCUCGUGAGCGUCACCACCGCACCUUUGACGUUAGCCUUCUCUCUCAGUCUAACAUCACAUCAGAAAAGAAUUCCGCCAACAAUCCCCACAACACCUUCGACGCUGAUCCUAAAUCCGACCGAACGAUUCAACUGGGAAACAUCUCCAGCGACCGUAGUUUUCACACUUCAACUCCGGUGUCUUGUAAAAUGGAUUUCUUCAACGUCGGUGUUGAUCUGAGCAAAUCUUUGGUAACGGAGGAAAAACCGGAUGGGGAUACGGCCAGUAAGCCGGAAGUCCCGGAAACACCCGUCGUGGUCUCAUCCGACGUCUGCCGUCCAAAGAGAUCAAGCGAGGCAAAACGCUAA
Messenger RNA from Syngnathus acus (greater pipefish), 1850 nucleotides. RefSeq lists its product as uncharacterized. The record is from RefSeq and is a predicted model, not a curated record. NCBI's taxonomy places the organism in Eukaryota, Metazoa, Chordata, Actinopteri, Syngnathiformes, Syngnathidae. The coding region runs from base 108 to 1850 and encodes 580 amino acids. The transcript has 3 exons.